Molecule: messenger RNA, 401 nt
Organism: Wasmannia auropunctata (little fire ant)
Lineage: Eukaryota; Metazoa; Arthropoda; Insecta; Hymenoptera; Formicidae
Gene: RpS21
Product: 40S ribosomal protein S21
Exons: 4
Coding region: 98-349 (83 amino acids)
Biological process (GO): endonucleolytic cleavage to generate mature 3'-end of SSU-rRNA from (SSU-rRNA, 5.8S rRNA, LSU-rRNA); translation; endonucleolytic cleavage in ITS1 to separate SSU-rRNA from 5.8S rRNA and LSU-rRNA from tricistronic rRNA transcript (SSU-rRNA, 5.8S rRNA, LSU-rRNA)
Cellular component (GO): cytosolic small ribosomal subunit; ribosome
Molecular function (GO): structural constituent of ribosome
Source: RefSeq, a predicted model, not a curated record
CGUCUGCUCUCGGAUCCUCUCUGCUCCGGUCCUUCUGUUCCGUAGCCAUCUUGAGCGAUCGACGUGUGCCGAUUGUAAGCGACAGCUGAAAAGAAAAAUGGAGAACGAUUUGGGAAAUCUGGUCGACUUGUACAUCCCGCGAAAAUGCUCGGCGAGCAACCGCAUCAUCCACGCCAAGGACCACGCGUCUAUACAGCUGACUCUGGCCGAUGUCGACCCGGAGACGGGACGCAUGACCGACACCCACAAGAUGUACGCAAUCUGUGGAGCGAUUCGUCGAAUGGGAGAAUCCGACGACUGCAUAGUGAGAUUGACAAAGAAUGAUGGGUUAUUGUCAAAAAACUUUUAAUCUAAAUUAUGUAAGAAAUUGAUUUUCAAUAAAUUAAAAAAGCUAAAACUAA